Molecule: messenger RNA, 1183 nt
Organism: Daucus carota subsp. sativus
Lineage: Eukaryota; Viridiplantae; Streptophyta; Magnoliopsida; Apiales; Apiaceae
Product: 28 kDa ribonucleoprotein, chloroplastic
Exons: 4
Coding region: 70-972 (300 amino acids)
Biological process (GO): chloroplast rRNA processing
Cellular component (GO): chloroplast thylakoid membrane
Molecular function (GO): mRNA binding
Source: RefSeq, a predicted model, not a curated record
UUCCCUGACCUCUCCUCUUAUCCUAUCCAUCUCUUUCUCUCCGAAACCAAAACCCCUUUCACAAAAAAAAUGACUUCUGCGACUACAGCUACUUCAUCUCUCAUCAAGUCCCUUGCUUUAUCAAUACCCACUUCUUGUUCUUCCUUAUCUUCCCCAUUCAAAUCUUCACUUCUCUCCUUACCCUCCAAGCCCAUCGCAUUCACUCACUUAUCUUCUUCAUGGGUCUCUCUUAAACCCAAGAUUUCUGGGUCUGUUCUGGUGCCAUUUGUUGCACAGACCUCAGAUUGGGCCCAAGAAAGUGGGCCUAUUGAUGGGGUUGAGUCUGGAAUUGAUGUAAUUACUGAAGAUGUGGGAGUGAUAGAAGAAGAAGAAGUGGUGGUUGAAGAUGUUGAAGGUGAAGUGGAGGAGGAUUCUUAUGAGGAGCCACCUGAGGAAGCUAAGGUCUUUGUGGGUAAUUUGCCUUAUGAUUGUGAUAGUGAGCAGCUGGCUGCUCUUUUUGGACAGGCUGGUGUUGUUGAUAUUGCUGAGGUAAUCUACAAUAGGCAAACUGACCAAAGUCGAGGAUUCGGGUUUGUGACAAUGCAUACCGUAGAAGAAGCUGAGAAGGCUGUGGAGAUGUUCAGUCAAUAUGAUUUAAAUGGAAGGUUUUUGACUGUAAACAAGGCUGCUCCUAGAGGUUCUCCUCCUGAAAGACCUGCCAGAAUGUUUGAAUCUUCUAACAGAAUAUAUGUUGGCAACCUGCCAUGGGAUGUGGAUAGUGGCCGUCUGGAGCAGCUUUUUAGCGAACAUGGUAAGGUUGUUGAUGCCCGAGUUGUUUCUGAUCGAGAAACUGGUCGUUCACGUGGAUUUGGAUUUGUAACAAUGGCUAGCGAGACGGAACUGAAUGAUGCCAUUGCAGCUCUUGAUGGAAAGAGUAUCGAUGGAAGAGCAAUCCGGGUGAAUGUUGCAGAAGAACGCCCACGGCGAUUCUAGUUAGCUUGAGUUGAUUCUUUUGGCAGAUCAAAUGAAAUGUGCUUGGCCGGGGUACAUUAAGUCGUUUUCUUUCUUUCUUUCUUUUUUCCUUUCCUUUUUUUCUAUUUUGUAUUUUUUAUCUGAAGAGAAGGCAAUUUUAGAGGUGUAGGAGUUGCAAAAUUUUCCUUUUUUCGUGCUUUGACCAUUCUCAAUUUUAUUUUUCUUCCCUUUA